Molecule: messenger RNA, 933 nt
Organism: Dreissena polymorpha
Lineage: Eukaryota; Metazoa; Mollusca; Bivalvia; Myida; Dreissenidae
Exons: 3
Coding region: 1-933 (310 amino acids)
Biological process (GO): DNA integration
Molecular function (GO): nucleic acid binding
Source: RefSeq, a predicted model, not a curated record
AUGGGUAAUGGGAUGACAGAGAGAUUUAACCAGACACUGCUGCACAUGUUGUUCAAACUCGAUGAGGACAAGAAAUCCGACUGGAAGUCGUAUGUUGCACCGAUGGUUCAUGCGUACAACAGCACAAUUCAUACCAGUACUGGUUAUUCGCCGUACUACUUAAUGUUCGGACGUCACCCAAGGUUAGCGAUCGACGCACUACUUGAUUUACCGUCGAACGAUAAUGGAACGGUGUUCCAGAAUGAGUACAGCCGCAAACUUCGCGACAGAUUGGCGACUGCGUAUAGUCGUGCGAAAGAGAACGCAUUUCAAAAUGCAGAGAAAAGUAAGAGGGUAUAUGACACUAAAGCUAGAGCCACUAAAAUCAUUCCAGGUGAUUUGGUUUUAGUAAGAAAUGUGACUCAACGCGGGAAACAGAAAAUCGCAGACAAGUGGGAAGAUGUGCCAUAUGUGGUAAUCGACCAGCCGAACACUGAAAUUCCCGUGUAUGACGUAAAGAAAGACAAACCAAGUUCUAAACGUAUACGUCGUGUCCACAGAAACUUGUUGCUGCCAUUGGGAAUAACGGAGCAACAUCAAAAUAAAGAGCAAAAAGCUCCGAGAUACGUUAUACCGCAACGACGGACACAAUCACGUGACAACUAUGACGACGGUAGUGUACCCAUACGUCGCUCAAACCGCCAACGAGACGCAUCAGUGGUUUAUGCUUUUGACAACAGCCGGUGGCAGGAGUUUCCCGGAAAUGAAGGUGGCAAUGAACUUCGCCUCACGCAUGCGGACAACAUGUACUCACUGUAUCCUAACAUGAAGGUCAUCUUUGUGCUGAGGGAACCAAUUCGCCUUCGAGCGGGAAUGUACCACAUUUUUGUUCACGACUGGAUACAGGUGUUUGGAAAGGAAAAUGUACUGGUGCUCAUGUCCGAGACAACUUAA